GGCAGGGGAAGGGGGGGGCUGCGCAUGUGCGUGACAGCAUCGGUUGCGUCAUUAGCGAGGCGACCGUACGGGUGACGGAGGAAGGGAGUGCAGCUUUUUGGAGCGGUGGGAUUUGUCGAUUUCUCCUGUUUACGUGUGUAACCCAAAGCAAGAUUUGUGCCUAUCUCCUCUUUCUUUCAUUGCUUCUAAGAGAAGUGAGAAGAUGGUGAAUGUUCUGAAAGGCGUUUUGAUUGAAUGUGACCCAGCAAUGAAGCAGUUUCUGCUCUACUUGGAUGAGUCAAAUGCAUUGGGAAAGAAGUUCAUCAUACAAGAUCUUGAUGAAACUCAUGUCUUCGUGUUAGCCGAAUUGGUUAACUUCCUCCAGGAGAGAGUGGGAGAGUUAAUGGACCAGAACUCUUUUCCUAUUACUCAGAAGUAAAAAGACUAGAGUUUUGGAAUAGUGGAUUUCAAUAGCUAGGGUUGUUACUUUUUUAAUAGAUAUGCUGUGGUUAGUAAGUUCUAAGUGGAAGUGGCUACUCUGAAAAAAAAAAAAAUCAUUUUCUUAGACAAAAUUCUCUUGAAUUGGAUUUUUUUCUCAUUUUGAAAUAUUAUAGUAUCUGUAUUAAAAUCCUUAAAAUUGUA
Messenger RNA from Cuculus canorus (common cuckoo), 621 nucleotides. RefSeq names its product general transcription factor IIH subunit 5 (gene GTF2H5). Gene Ontology annotation, biological process: nucleotide-excision repair; transcription by RNA polymerase II; nucleotide-excision repair, preincision complex assembly. The record is from RefSeq and is a predicted model, not a curated record. The coding region runs from base 203 to 418 and encodes 71 amino acids. Lineage: Eukaryota; Metazoa; Chordata; Aves; Cuculiformes; Cuculidae. The transcript is spliced from 3 exons. Gene Ontology annotation, cellular component: transcription factor TFIIH core complex; transcription factor TFIIH holo complex.